GAGCCCGCGGGCAGCAGGAGCAGGAGGAGGAGGAGGAAGAGGAGGAGGAGAAGAGGAGGAGGAGGAUGAGCACCGGGGUGCUGAGCCCUGGGGGGCACAAAGCCUCCAGCAGCCCCCAGCAGACCUCAUCCAGACCUCGGACGUCCUUCCUCAUCCAGGACAUCCUAUGGGAUGGGGUGGAGAGGGGAACACGGAUGGAGCAAGGUGGAAUACCAGAGGAUGGGGAGCAGCAGGACGGCCCUGGAGUAUCCCCAGCACAGCCCCACGAUGCAAAUCCAGAUGCUGAGACCCCCCCAUGCGGCCAUGACCCCCCCCAGAAGGUGCUGCCCAGACCCCCCCGGCCAGCAAAGCGCUCGCGGGCAGCCUUCACCCACAGCCAAGUGUUGGAGUUGGAGAGGAACUUCAGCCGCCAGAAGUACCUAUCAGCCCCCGAGCGUGCCCACCUGGCCCAGAACCUGCAGCUGAGCGAGACACAGGUGAAGAUCUGGUUCCAGAACCGCCGCUACAAGACCAAAAGGAGAGCAGGGAGCUCUGGGCUGGAGGUCGGAACCGCUCACAAAACAUCCAUUCUGCCCCCAGUCCCACUGCUGGCCCUGCAUGGGGCUGCUCGCUGUCUGCCCUGCCUCUGUUACUGGAGCCCUGCUGCGUGGUGAGCUCCGUGCGUGGUGUGUUUUCCCCUCGCAUGGUGUUCCCCCCCCCCACCCCCAACCCAUGCCAUACAAUUCAGAGAUGCGCCAUCAGGUUCAAGUGAUGCUCCGUGUCCCCUAGUGCAGUGCCAGCCUCUGUCAUCGCGAGGGUUUUAGCCAAAGAAUCAGAAAUGAGCAACAAUUAAAAACCCAAAUGAUUAUUAUUACUAUUACUAUUGCUAUUAUUAUUAUUACUAUUAUUAAUAAUAAACACCCAAAGCUUUCACAAGGCUCGAUCUGCAGCAAAGAACCCCAAGCGAUGCUCAGCACCCUCUCACUGCAUCGCCAUCCUUUCUCACUGCCAGGUUUAAGCCAGAGAGACAAAAAGCCCUAUAAACUAAACGUCCCCAAAGCUUUUAACAGCACCUGCAGUGAUCCAACAUGGCACGAUUUUGGGGGCAGGAAGCAAGAAAUGGUGUGUGCCUGUAAAAAACAAUUCCCCAUCCAUCCCUCUGUAAGCACUGCAUAUCCCCCCCAAUCCUUUGCCCCCCACCACCAAUUGGGUGAGGCACAACAGCUCGCCCCAUGCACCAACUGUUCCACUAUGUGAAUUUUAGUUGUUAUUAAAAAAUAUAUACAUAUAGCAAAAAAAUCUGCAUUUCCACCUCCCAUCCAUCAAUUGCAUAUUUUCUCCAAGGUUUCCACGUGUGUUGGGUUCAGGGGGCAUUCAGCCCUACCUUGCUGCGAGCAGCAAAGCCCCUCAGGUUCCCAAUGGGCACAGAGCUGCUGCUGGGGCUGCCCAAUGCCAUUGGUGCCAUUGCAGAGUGGGAAUCUGUGCCAACAGGCGCCGGGAAUGGGGACAAUAGCGCAGUGACAGACGGGUUUUGCAUAUCCGGGUGCUGGAAUGCUCACAUGCAAUCUGGUUAAAAUAGCAACAGCUCAAAGAGUUCAACUUCUACAAACCUGCCAGGGCCAAGGCUGCAGGGUGGCGAUUCUGCUUGCAAAGCUCGUGCACGGACGUAGCAAAUACGGAGCUAUGGGGUAGGAGGAUGGGGCAGGGAAUGUGCAAAGCAAACCUUUGCGGUGGAUACUCAGUUGCCAACGCCGUAAAAGCUGUUGGCUCUGUUUGGAGGACAGCGGUCUGAACUAUCCCAAAGUCACUCCCAUCUGCAGAUAACACUUUCUCCCAGCUCCUGCUCUCGGGCUGUGUUGCAAUGUGACUCCUGCACAGCCCUGCUCUUAUCCACUUUGCUUGGAACAAGGGAGUCCUUGUGCUCCUCGAGGGGAGGACAUCCUGCCUAAUCCACCCUGGGAUGCUGCUGAAUGCUGGGACACGAUGCUUGCACCCAUAGAAAGAAUGGGAUGGGGUUGACACAGCAAAAAAAAAUCUACUAUUGUGUUGGGAGGGACCAAAUUAACCCCAUUUGUCAUAGAUGGGAAAAUUAGAUUUCAACUCAACUUCUUGAAUGGUUCUUUGGGAAAAACUUUGUCCUUUUUGUGCCAUAGCUUUUUUUUUCCACUCAUGGUUUCAGCCCCUUAAAACAUCCCUUUGUUGCUUAAACACCCAAAUGCUCCAUACUUAACUUUGCCGAUAUAAAGCCCAGUGCAAAUCAUUGCUAUUUUCUGUACAUAUUUUUUUGAUACUGUUUUAUCCAAUGUGUGUUGUCCUCUGGAAUAAAGAGCUCAGAACCUUUGUUAAGAACAA
Messenger RNA from Gallus gallus (chicken), 2331 nucleotides. It is a transcript of the gene NKX3-1, whose product is annotated as NK3 homeobox 1. The record is from RefSeq and is a predicted model, not a curated record. Bases 66 to 653 code for a protein of 195 amino acids. Gene Ontology annotation, molecular function: RNA polymerase II cis-regulatory region sequence-specific DNA binding; DNA-binding transcription factor activity, RNA polymerase II-specific. Lineage: Eukaryota; Metazoa; Chordata; Aves; Galliformes; Phasianidae. The transcript has 2 exons. Gene Ontology annotation, cellular component: nucleus. Gene Ontology annotation, biological process: regulation of transcription by RNA polymerase II; cell differentiation.